CUCAAGUAUCAUUGGUGUUGUAAUUCCUCAGUUUUUUAUGGAAAAGUUUGUGGUUCUGAUUGCAGGGUGAAGUGUACCAUUCAUAUAUGGAAGUGCUUCUUGGAGAUGGGAUAUUUAAUGUUGAUGGUGAGAGUUGGAAGAAACAAAGAAAAACUGCAAGCUUAGAGUUUGCAUCCAGAAAUUUAAGGGAAUUUAGCACCAAAGUUUUCAGGGAAUAUGCCUUGAAACUUUCUGCCAUUCUCAGUCAUGCAUCUAUUCUUAACCAAGAAAUAGACAUGCAGGAACUGUUGAUGAGGAUGACUUUGGACUCCAUAUGUAAGGUUGGAUUUGGAGUGGAAAUUGGAACACUAUCUUCCAAUUUACCAAAGAAUACUUUUGCUGAUGCAUUUGACACUGCAAAUAUCAUAGUAACACUUCGCUUCAUUGAUCCACUUUGGAAGAUCAAAAAAAUUUUAAGUAUAGGCUCUGAAGCACAACUUGAGAAGAGUAUCAAAGUUGUUGAUGAUUUCACCUACUCAGUGAUUCGGAAAAGGAAGGCAGAGAUAGAAGAUGUCAGAAAAAGUGGACAACAAAAUCAGAUGAAGCAUGAUAUAUUAUCAAGAUUCAUAGAACUAGGAGAAAGCAAUGCAACGGACAAGAGUUUGAGAGAUAUUGUGUUGAACUUUGUGAUUGCUGGGAGAGACACAACUGCAACAACCCUGUCAUGGGCCAUAUACAUGGUAAUGACACAUGCUCAUGUUGCUGAAAAACUUUACCUGGAGCUGAAACUUUUUGAGGAGAAUCAUGCAAAAGAACAGAACAUUUCCUUGCCUCAAUGUGACAAAGAGGACUCAGAAUCAUUCAAUCAAAGAGUAGAGCAAUUUUCAAGGCUUUUGAAUAAAGAUUCACUAGAGAGAUUGCACUAUCUGCAUGCUGUCAUAACAGAGACCUUAAGAUUGUAUCCAGCAGUUCCUCAGGAUCCUAAGGGCAUAUUAGAGGAUGAUGUAUUGCCAGAUGGAACGAAAGUAAAGGCAGGAGGUAUGGUAACAUAUGUUCCAUACUCUAUGGGAAGGAUGGAAUAUAAUUGGGGUCCUGAUGCAGCUUCAUUUGUCCCUGAGAGAUGGUUCAAAGAUGGUGUUCUAAAGAACGAGUCUCCAUUCAAAUUCACUGCUUUUCAGGCAGGCCCUAGGAUAUGCCUUGGCAAGGACUCUGCAUAUCUGCAGAUGAGAAUGGUGCUAGCUAUUUUGUGCAGAUUUUACAAGUUCAACUUGGUGCCAGGUCACACAGUUAAAUAUAGGAUGAUGACAAUAUUAUCCAUGGCUCAUGGCUUGAAAGUUACCAUACACAAACGUUGUUGACAAUAUUAUCAAUAUGUGAUUGAUUAAUCAUGUAUCACAUAAUCAUAAUCAUCCUCACAUGUUUUUAGCCAUUCAAUAAAUAAAUG
Messenger RNA from Vigna unguiculata (cowpea), 1423 nucleotides. RefSeq names its product cytochrome P450, family 704, subfamily B, polypeptide 1 (gene CYP704B1). Gene Ontology annotation, molecular function: monooxygenase activity; oxidoreductase activity, acting on paired donors, with incorporation or reduction of molecular oxygen; iron ion binding. The record is from RefSeq and is a predicted model, not a curated record. Lineage: Eukaryota; Viridiplantae; Streptophyta; Magnoliopsida; Fabales; Fabaceae.